This is a messenger RNA of Pantherophis guttatus, 4767 nucleotides long. RefSeq lists its product as uncharacterized. Gene Ontology annotation, molecular function: DNA-binding transcription factor activity, RNA polymerase II-specific; RNA polymerase II cis-regulatory region sequence-specific DNA binding. Gene Ontology annotation, biological process: regulation of transcription by RNA polymerase II. NCBI's taxonomy places the organism in Eukaryota, Metazoa, Chordata, Lepidosauria, Squamata, Colubridae. The record is from RefSeq and is a predicted model, not a curated record.
CUCUUGGGUCGCUCAUGGGAGGAAGGUGGUGUGCAAGGAGGCUUUUGUCCUCUUCCAUAUCUGGAAGCAGAAGCUGGAAGACAAAGAAAAUGUCAAUAAGAGCACUCGGGACAACUGUAAAUAAUAAGCAACAUUGAAAAGGGAAGGAAAUUGAGCCAGAAAUCAAAAUAUUUUCCAUUUCCUUCAGAAAACCACACAAUUCUCCUCCUCCUCCAGCAGCUGCUAGACAAAACAGAGAAAAUCAAGAAAGAUUUCAACCAGGAAUAAGCAGAUUAUGUAGACCUGAAGGAUGCAUUACAUGAAAAGUCAAGGGAGUUUAUUUAUCAUUCAGCAAAAGAGGGAAAUAUUUGGAACAUAGUGGGGAAACUGUCAAUAGUAAAGCCACAUAGAGCAGACAGGCAUGCAGGCCACACCCUGUCAAGACUUAAAACGACUUAAAUGGAAGCACCACUAAGCAAAGCAUUGUCCAUAUUUUUGACUUCCUCAAGAAUAUCAGCCAUGGAAAAGCUCCAUAGAUUUGCCUAUUGUGCGAAAAGCACAGAUUCCAAAUCACAGCUGAUUAUGCAAUGAGGAGCGAGACAGGAGAAAAGCCAUACACGUGAUCUCAAUGUAGCAAAAACUGGUCAGAACAGCUCCCUUGUGGUUGUGUCUAGAUUAUGGGAAAAGCUUCAUUAGAAAUUUCCAUCUCAGACACCAGAGAAUUCACACACACACAAAACUAUUCAAAUGUCCUUUCUGUGGGAAAAGUUUCAGUCAGAAUUCUAGCCUUGUGAUACACCAGAAGACUCACAUAGGAGAAAAAUUCUUUGAAUGUCCCAAUUGUGGUAAAACUUACAGUUGUUAUUCCAAUUUGAUGAUACACCAGAGAAAUUUCAAAGGAGAAAAACCCUUUCAAUGUCUUGACCACGGGAGAAGUUUCAGUCGUAAUUCCAGCCUGGUAAUACACCAGAGGAUUCACUCCAUGGAGAAACCCUAUGAGUGUCGAGAUUGUGGGAAAGGUUUCAUUAGAAAUUCCCACCUGAUGAGACACCAGAGGACUCACACAGGAGAAAAAGCCUUUGAUUGUCCUAUCUGUGGAAAAAGUUUUAGUCAGAAUUCCCACCUGAUGAGACACCAGAGGACUCACACAGGAGAGAAACCGUUUGAAUGUCCUAUCUGUGGGAAAAGUUUCGGUGAGAAUUCCUACCUGGUAACACACCAGAGGACUCACACAGGAGAGAAACCCUUUGAAUGUCCUAUCUGUGGGAAAAGUUUCAGUGAGAAUGCCAGCCUGGUAAUACACCAAAGGACUCAUACAGGAGAGAAACCCUUUGAAUGUCCUGAUUGUGGGAAAUGUUUCAUUGGAAAUUCCAACCUCAUGAGACACCAGAGGACUCACACAGGAGAGAAACCCUUUGAAUGUCCAGAUUGUGGGAAAAGUUUCAGUCGAAAUUUCCUUCUCAUGAAUCACCAGAGGACUCACACAGGAGAAAAACCCUUUGAAUGUCCUGACUGUGGGAAACAUUUUAGUCAGAAUUCCCACCUCAUAAGACACCAGAGGACUCACACAGGAGAGAAACCCUUUGAAUGUCCUGAUUGUGGGAAAUGUUUCAUUAGAAAUUCUCACCUCAUAAUACACCAGAGGACUCACACAGGAGAGAAACCCUUUGAAUGUCCUAUCUGUGGGAAAAGUUUUAGUGAUAAUUCCAGCCUGGUGACACAUCAGAGGACUCACACGGGAGAGAAACCCUUUGAAUGUUCUGACUGUGGAAAACGUUUUAGUCAGAAUUACCACCUCGUGAGACACCAGAGGACUCACACAGGAGAGAAACCUUUUCAAUGUCCUGAUUGUGGGAAAUGUUUCAUUAGAAAUUCCCACCUCAUGAGACACCAGAGGACUCACACAGGAGAGAAACCCUUUGAAUGUCCAGAUUGUGGGAAAAGUUUUAGUGAUAAUUCCACCCUGGUGAGACACCAGAGGACUCACACAGAAGAAAAACCUUUUUAAUGUCCUGAUUGUGGGAAACGUUUCAUUAGAAAUUCCCACCUCAUAAUACACCAGAGUACUCACACAGGAGAGAAACCCUUUGAAUGUUCUGACUGUGUCAGCGUUCCAGAAAACAUGCCAGUAUACCUACUCUAAUAAAUUAUAAACUCCGAGGCAAACAUUUCUCAAAGUUUCAUUUAUUAGAGUAGGUAUACGGGUACAUCUGGGAAAACCCGAAUCUGAGAGUUUCGGGUUUUCCCUCAAUCAAUCAAAACCCCAAAUCCAGCCCCUGCACCCAUCAGUCUGUCACAUGGAUGUCUAAACUUGAGCCAUCGCUGCAACCACUCCUUUAGAUAUAUAAACACCAUGACCUUGACCAAAGGGAAGAAUGCUAUUAUGUCUAACUACAAUCACUCUCCUAAAUCCCCCCUCCUACUUUACCAAGCGCAAGGAGUUGGCAGCAUGGAACCUUCUGGUGCUAAUAUGUCUUCCAAAGCAGACAGAGUGUGGAAAACAUUUUAGUCAGAAUUACUACCUCAUGAGACACCAGAGGAUUCACACAGGAGACAAAUGUUUUGAAUGUCCAGAUUGUGAGAAAAGUUUCAGUCAAAAUUCCAACUUCAUGACUUACCAAUGUACUCACAUCGGAGAAAAACUCUGAAUGACCUGACUGUGGAAAACAUUUUAGUCAGAAUUUCCAACUCAUGAGAUACCAGAGGACUCACACCAUGGAGAAACCUUUCAAAUGUCCAGUCUGUGGACUUUACUUCAAACAUAAACCAUCUCUUAUUGCACACAAGGAAAUCCACAUGAGGCAAAAGUUGAAGAGUUUAGAGGAGGCUUGAAUUUCAUUUGUGAUCACCUGUUCAAAGUGUAGGUGAGAAAUUGACUGUUUGAAUUCUGGUCUAGUUCUUUUUACUCAAACUUUUCUCAGGAUUAAACUUGUAGGUGGAGAGAAAAGAAAAGUGGAAAAUGGCCUGACUCCCAUAUCCCCAGACCUUACACCCUCCUCCUUACCUUUUGAAGAUCUCUGAUCCUCAUUUUGGGAAGGGAGGGAAGGACAUGCAUGACUGUAUCCUGGAAGCAGCACCAUUUUCAGUGAUCCCUGGAUUUGUCCCUGGGCCAUGCUGUAGACUUUAGGAUGUAGCCAUUUUGCCACUCUGUUACAUAGAAGAGGGAAAAACCUCUCUGUUUUGCUACCUUAACAUGAGGGGAAAAAAUGUACAAUAGAAAAUGUCUCAUUUUUAAUAAUGCAUUAUGUUAGAAUGAUCAGAAGCAUUUGACAUGUAAAAAAUGAGUCUUGUCAGUGUUGCUAUGAAUAUUAGGGCAAGGCAAGAUGCUCAUAUUUGCCUCAAACUGUGAGAUGGGAAGCGAUUAAGUUAAAUAAUAAAUGAAUUUAAUAAGAAAAAGGUAAUAUAAAACUCAUUUCCAACUCUUGCUCAGUGAUGAGGACUCCACACAUACAGUGCGUUUCUAAGGCAUUACAAUUUUUAACUUGUAAUCUGUCUUUUCUGCAUUUUGCAUCUCUGUGUCAGCUUCCCUUCCCUCAUUAUAAAUUUAGAAUUUCCGUUUCAGAUUCAGAUUCACACAGGAGAGAAACCUUAUAAUUGUCCAGAUUGUGGAAAAAAAUUCAUCAGAAUUCCCACCUGGUGAUAAAAAAGUUUGAUUGGAAUUUUGAACUGGUGAUACAAUAGAGGAAUCACACAGAAGAGAAACCGUACAAAGCUUCAGUUUGUGGGAAAAGUUUCAGUCAGAAUUCCAAUCUGGUGAUAUACCAGAGGACUCACACAGGAGAGAAACCAUAUGAAUGUCCAGUUUAUGGUAAAAAGUUUCAUCAGAAUUCCCACCUGGUGAUACACCAGAAGAUUCACACAGGAGAGAAAGCAUAUGAGUGUCUAGAUUGUGGGAAAAAAUUCUUUCAGAAUUCAGACCUGAUGAUACACUAGAGAAGUCACACAGGUCAGAAACUGUAAGAGUGUGCAGACUGUUGGAAAGAUUUUAGCACUAGGUCUAGUUUUAUAAAUCAUGUAUGUAGAGUAUACAUACUGGGGAGAAACCAUUCAAAUGCCUUGAUUGUGGAUGGUGCAUCACAAAAAAUUCCUCCCUUACUGUGCACAAGGAAAUUCACAUUAUUCAGGAGGUGGUAAGUUUAGAGAAGUUUGAAAUUCAUUUGUGGUGUCCCAUUGGAAGUCCAGAUGAAAAACUGAUUACUUACUCUGUGGCCUGAUUUUUGUUAGUUAAAUGUCUCAUCAUGAGACAUCAAGGAUGAGAGAGAGAAAAUCAAAAUGUUAAUUCAACAAAGGCAAACUACGUAUCUGGCCAUCAGCAGGAGUCAAUGUAGCAGAAAUAGUGCAAUUUGCAAAUUGAGCAUUAUAGAAUAUAGAAAUGCAAUAUGCAGAGUUUCAGCCUUCUCUCUGGGUGUCGUCCAGAUUUUAAAGCCAGAAUUUCCCAGCCAGCAUAUCCUUUGCACAAAAUGUCUGUGAGUCAUAAGCAAUGUGGCAGCGUGAAAGCUUCUGGUGCUUCCAGAAACUCAAUGUUUCUGAGUGGUCCCAGUAAGCUGCUGAAGCUUCUAAAAAAAUACAUUGUAAAAAAAAUACGUACAGAGGUUGUAGCUUGAGCAGUAAAAACAUUGUGGUUUUGAUUAUAGGGUUCUUAGGUUCAUGAAUAACUCCUGCUGUGAUCUAGUCUUCUUGGAGAUGCUGUCUUGUUACCCCAGUGGUAGCAGCACAAAGAUGUUGACAAAUUUGUUGCAACUGCCUUGGUGUUUGAGCUGUGAGAAAUAAAUUAUACGGUGGAAAAUG